Messenger RNA from Schistocerca gregaria, 15686 nucleotides. Its product is annotated as E3 ubiquitin-protein ligase LRSAM1-like. The record is from RefSeq and is a predicted model, not a curated record. The transcript is spliced from 15 exons. Gene Ontology annotation, molecular function: protein binding. The coding region runs from base 403 to 2505 and encodes 700 amino acids. Lineage: Eukaryota; Metazoa; Arthropoda; Insecta; Orthoptera; Acrididae.
AGACUUGUGAUCAUUCGUAAAUGGCCAACAUAAGAACGUUCGAAUGAGCAAAUGUCGGGAGGAAGAUAGGAAAUACGCAUGAGUGUAAACCUGCACAUUAAGAACUUUCUAUUUUGUUAUGUGAAAUGUUGUCAUUGUGUAAAUAAACAUUGUGUGUGUGUGUGAUCACUCCAGAGAUGUUUCAUGUGGUACAAUUGAAGUUGUGUACAUGUUGAAAGUUUUAAUAGUUAUGCGCGAUGGUAGUACCGUAAAUAUUCUUGACAUGUGCAAGGCGAAUAGGAUUUGACCUAAUGUAAGCGAUUAGUGUCAACGUGAGGGUUGUCUUAUUCGGUCCGUGUUGACGAACCGAAAAUUGAGAUACUUGUUUAAGGUGUGAGUACUUUCAAUUUAAAGCUCAGUAUAAUGCCACUAUUUGGUAAAAAGGACGACAGAGGUAUUGACUACAAAUCUAGGUUGGAGCAUAAAUUAUAUUUGGCUCGUGAAAAUCCGGAGCCAGUUUUCGAUUUGUCCGAUUGUGCGCUGAAACAUGUGCCAUCAGGUGUCUACACGCUCUGUAAAGUGUUCAGGAAAGAAGCGCUUUAUAUGCAGGACAAUCAUUUGACAUCUCUAUCUGGAGGAGGGAAUCUGGCUGACCUUUCGCUUCUGCAAGUGCUGGAUCUUCAUAACAAUUCUCUUUCAAAGUUACCAGAUGACUUAAGGCAUCUACAAAACCUUAGGGUUUUGAAUCUCAGCAGAAACUCCUUAAAACAGCUUCCUGCCACUGUAUCUGAGCUCAAAUUAUUAAAUGCAUUGGAUGUAUCAAACAAUAGACUGAAAGAUAUUUUAUGUGAGUUCAAUGAACUCAGACAUUUGGAAUCUUUGGAUGUUCGGGGAAAUAAAUCACUAUCUAAGCUGCCAACCUCCCUUGGACAUUGUGUACAUUUGAAAAAGUUAUUAGCAGAUACAGACUCCUUGAGAUACCCACCUCCCAACAUAGUACAACAAGGAACUACAGCUGUUGUUACAUUUCUGUCACAAGAGUGUGGUUUAGAAUAUAUACCACCAAGUGAAUCCGAGCCUGAUAGUGCCAUACCAACAGUGACUGAAAGUGAUGACAUAGACUGGGAAUUCCAGGCAAAAAUCCUGCAGCUUGAGAGACUGAAGGAGCAGAAACGAAGAGAAAUGCUGGAGCUUGAGAGGAGUAUAGAGGAGCAGCAGAGAAAAGAAUUAGAGCUUCAAAAUGUUAUGAGAAUUUCCAAAGAAAAAUUGCUGGGAGAUUUACUGGAACAACAGAUCAGACUAGAAGAUGAGAUUCAGCGUGCUCACCGAGAGCGUGAAUCAGAAAGACGACGUUUAAUUGAACAUUUGCAAACAGUUGAGCAAACAACAGACCAUAUGAUUUCUCAGCUGCUGUCAUUAAGUGCAAGCGAAGCUAAUGUGGAGCAUUUGCAGCUUCUCUUAGAGAAAGAACGACAGCAAGAAGAGCAGCUUUACAAUUUACGUCAAGAGGAGUAUCAGCACUUGCAUCAACAGGAAAUACUUAAUGCAAUGGAGGCACUGCUAGAAGAAGAAGGGAAACAUGAACAGAAAUUGAGGGAGUAUGAGCAAGACAGAGCUGAGACAACUCGCACAUUGUUGAGCCAGGAGCUGGAAAAUAACCAGCAGCUGCUGAGCUUAUUGUCAAGCCAGGAUCAGAACAAGAAUGAGCUCUUGAGAAGAUUGCACAAAGAUGAGGAGUUGCAACGUGCAGCUGUUGGGGCCCUGUUGGAGCGAGGUGAUGCACGCUCAUGGGGGCUUGUGCAGCAAGUAGCUAUUGUAAGCUCCCAGCUAAGUGCACUUACUGCCCUUGAACUGGAACGCAGGCGUCUUGAUGUAGCAGAGCAUGUGGCUGAAUUAAGUGAGAAGCGGAAAGCACUUUCUCAUUUGCUUGUAAAGCUGAUGGGCCAGCAAGAAGAGCGGCGUAAACAACUUCUCCGAACCUUGAAUGAAAUGGAGCGCCGAAGGCCAUCAGACAAAGAGUCUCAAGCUGACUUCUGGCUAAUGCAGUAUCAACGGCUGCUUGAUUCACGACCACCAAGUCUUGUUGAUCUGGAACGUAAUUUAGAUCCAGCUUUGGGACAUCAUCUUGUAAUGGCUGGAGUUGUUCACUGUUUGCCCUUUUUGUCAGAAUGGGUACAUGACACAAAACGCCUUGAGGAACUGACUGAUUAUGACCUUAUUCAGGCUGGCAUUAAAUCAUCAGAAGAUCGAGCAGCCAUUAAAAAAGCCACAAUGGAAUACUUGCAAGAGAAAACAAGUAAUACAUCAAGUGUGGAGCCUCAAGAUGUGCCAUCAGCCCCAUCUCUUCCCGAGACAGAAACUCACAAUAUGGAUGCUGAAUGUGUAGUUUGUCUAGAUAGGCAGAGUGACAUUGUAUUUGUCUCGUGUGGUCAUAUGUGCUGCUGCAGUAUAUGUUCCAAUCCACUAACAGAAUGUCCGAUGUGCCGAAGCAACAUCGUGCAGAAGCUGCGUGUUAUAAUGCCAUAAUGUUUAGUAUGUUUGUUUCAGAGUAGGUACUGCAGGUAGUAUUUCAUAGAUUCUAGUCAACUGCUGUGAUCUGACACAAAAUAUAUUGUGAGGAGAAAAAAACAAAUUUUCAGAUGAUAUCUAGUUUGUAAUUAUAUACUUCUGUAAUCAGUUGACACAAGUAAUAACUAUUCAUAUGCUUAUAGUGUUGGAAAGUGCAGUGGAUACUCAGUGUAGUUAAUAGACUACAGAAGCCAGAGCUUUCAGAAAAUGCUCAUCAGCAUGUACUAUCAUGGCAUAUGAGCACUAUUUUUCAAUUUUUUUUGUUACUUUAAAUUAAUAUUACUGGAAAUUUUUAACAAUGAGCCAAAAUUCUGCACAAACAAUUAAUAACAAUUCAUACGUGACUCCUCCGCAUUUUUAUAUCUUCAUUUGGCAGUGGACUUCAAAUCCAUAUCUGGUCAUCCUGAUUUAGGUUUCCUGUAGUUUCUCUAAACUGAUUAAAGCAAAUGCUGAAAUGCCUCCUUUCAAAAACAACAUGGCCAAUUUCAUUCCACUGCUGUGCCCUGUCUGUGCUUGUGCCCCAUGUGCAACAUCCCACUUGAUACUUUGAUCACGAUUAAGCUUUACCUAUUCGGACAUACACGGUCUGUUCAAAAAAUUCCAGAACUUAGUCCUUAAUAUUUUUCUAUACUUAUACCUUUUACUUAUUGUGCAUGGUCUCCUCUUCGGGAAGCAGUUUUGGUAUGCCUCUUGCUAGAUCACGGAAAGUGCCGCUGCAAAUUUUCCUUUAUCUUGCCUAUUGUUGCAAAUCUUUGUCUUUGCAUUGGGGUUUUCAACUUUGGAAAUUAAAAAAAAAAUCUGCACGGGCCAGGUCUGGAGAGUACAGAGGAUGUGAGAGAACAUUCAUUUUGUUGUUUGUGCAGUAGUCAAGCACCAACACGGAUGAAGACCCAUGAAUUGUCUAGCCACAUCUCUGGCUCUCACAUUUUCUUGCAGGCAUCGCAAAAUGGCCCGAUAGUACAUUUGAUUAACAGUUUGUCCCUAUGGCAUGAAUUCAUGAUGAACUGAUCCUUCGAUGUCAAAGGAAUAACCAGCAUGGCUUUGACACUUGACCUGACCUGACGAGCUUUUUUUGAUCUUGGAGAAUAUUUCCCAACCCAUUGUGAAGAUUGAACCUAGGUCUCGACAUCAUAACUGUAGACCCACAUGUCACCAGUUAUGAUUCUCUUAAGGAACAUCACGUUUUCAUUCUUGCGAACCAAAAGCUCUUCACAGAUUGCGAGGUGAAAGUCUUUCUGGUCUUGACUCAAGAGUCAUGGGACAAACUUGGCAGCAACACAGUGCAUUCCAAGAAGCUUUGUCAGGAUUCCAUGAUAUGAUCCAACUGAAGAAAUGUUACAUUCUUCUGCAAUCUCUUGGACAGUUAGUCUUAGAUUGCCAUACACAAUUUUGUUGACUUUCCUGACAUGAGCAUCAUCAGUAGGCAUCAAAGAGCGUCCUAACCGAGGAUCAUCUUUAACUUCCAUCCAGCGACUUUUAAAUCGUAUGAACCAUUCAUAACUUAAAAUACAGCUUAAGCACUCAUCACCAGAGGCUUCCUGCAUCAUUUGGUGUGUCUCUGUAAAGGUCCUCUUGAGUUUCACACAAAAUUUAAUGCAGACGCGUUACUCCUCUAACUCUUCCAUUUCAAAAUUCGCGAAUUGUACAACACUAUGUUCUGCUUAACACAGGUCUGAACAAUAACUAACAGACAUACAAAAUGAAACUUCCAGCAGUUACCCAUUAAACACAAGCAUGUGUAGUGAUGCCUACGGCACACUGCUCUCACACACCAUUAGUGUAAAAUUCUGAAUGUUCCAGAAUUUUUUGAACAGACUUUGUAUAGAGGAUAUGAAUAACGCUAUGAUUUUAUGCAUAGGGAGAAAAUGUUAUUAACUAUCUUUGUCUCCUAAUAAAAAUUCACAGUAAUUAGCAGCUGUGAAGGAAAUUGCCAACUUCUGGGCAUUCUACGUCUUGUUUGACUGCACAGGAAAACCAGAUAACAUUAAUAUGAGAGUAUAUGUAAUAUAAAUGAGAUAUUUUUCUUUUUUUAUAUGUACAUCACAGAGCUAUUACUUUUAUGCAGUCAAGAUGCUGUACUACUAUUGUACCAGCAAUCCUUCACUGAUAUUUUACCAUUCCAAAUGUCUUCCGUGGUGCACAGUUUACCUUCUUUCAGAAAUAUUUAAGCUUUAACAGUUUCAAAAUAACAGUUCACUGUCACUUAUUUUGCUGGUAUUUGUGUGCAUGUGAUAACCAUAUUCUUAACAUCUGAAUACAUAAUUGUUAAAUAUUGGCUUAUGCUAAAUAGUAGAAAUAUUUUAUGUCUUUUUGCUCUGGAUUCAUAGCCAAAACACAAUACAUCCAAGCCUACUGCAAAAAAUUCAUCACCCACAACUCAUCGAAUAUCUUCUCAGUGAAAAAUGGAACAGUCAGUGAAAGUGUGGCAACUAAUAUCAUAACAACCAUCUCAUGCAACUGUAAUAAUAGUGGUCCAUUUUGAUGGUUAGCUUUGCUUUAAUUUCAGUGCCUGAAAUAUUCUCUCUGGAAUAGAGGCAGAGAUCAUUGUUUUAUACUGUGGUUACCAGAUGGUACCAUCAUCUCACAAUUUCACACCCUAGCCACAAACAAGUCACCUUAUUUUCAAUAUUGUACUUUCUUGAUGGGGUAUACAUGGAACAUUUUUCAGAAUCUUUAUUUGUCUUUCAUUAUUUUUCAUACGAUUGGCUUUAGUCAAGUGUUUGCAACAAUCAAUUACAUACAUUUGAGAACUAAAAGGUUUUCUUUAUCACUUAGAAAAAGCAUAUUCAGGGUGUACAUAAAGUCCGGAAACACUUUCAGCUAAUUAUUGCACAAGAACUAAACUUUUUACAGAUGUCAUACAUAUUGCAUUUUGAAGAGAAACUGUGAAUUUUUUUGUUACAAACAGUUUAUAUGCGAACCAUGAGUGACCAGGCAUACGUGAAUAAGGUAAUCGAAUUUUUGCCAUACCCGUCCCAGCAUGGCUUCCUCGACUGUGGCAGUUGCUUCCCAUAUUCUCUCCCAGAGCUCUGCUACAUCACAUGGUAGAGGCGGUACAUACACCAGAUCUUUAAUACGUCCCCACAGAAAAAAUUCACACAGGGUGAGAUCUGGCGAUCAGAGAGCCCAUUUCAUGAAACAGUUGUCCCCUUCUGUAGCACUGCUUAUUCAUCAAUGUGGCAGCUCCAUGUUUGGGUACCCACAAACUUAACGAUGAAUAUGGGGUGGAGCACCAUCCUGCUGAAAGAUGAACGGAGAGUCCAAUUGCAUUUGAGGCAUCGGCCAAUGCUGCAACAUGUCCAAAUAGGAAUAUCCAGUGUCAGUGCUCUCGUCGAAUAAGAAUGGCCCAUACAGUUUUUGACGUGACAAGGCACAAAAAACAUUUACCGUUGGGGAAUCGUGCUCAAAUUUAGUGCAUUUGUGCGGAUGCUUUUUACCCCAGAUUUGACAACUAUGCCUGUUUACUUUCCCAUUAGUGUGAAAAGUGGCUUCGUCACUAAAAAUUAAGCGAUCAACAAUACCAUCCCCAACCUCAUUCAGUUGCUGCAACUGCGAACAAAACUCGAAAUGCUUGUCUUUGUCAUCAUCAUUGAACUUCUGCACUAGCUCCAAUUUGAAUUAUUUCAUAGACUGCUUCUGUUGCAGGACUUUCCACACUGUCAUUGUAGCCAUUUCUAGUUCAUGGGAUGCACAACGCACCGAUUUAUUUGGACUCCUUAUGAAUGUCUCUCAUAUGCACUCCACAUUCACUUCACUCACACUGGGACAUCCACUUGUCUUUGUCGGGCACAGGAACCGGUCAUAACAAAUUUGUUGUGCUAGUGGUAAAUGGCCUUCCUUGUUGGUGGCUUCUUACCAUACUUGGCUCUAAACAUCCAUUGAGCAGCUGUAGCACACUUGUUUUUGUCGAAAUCCAACACACAGAAAGAGCCCUCCACAUCUGAAUUCGCCAUGUUUGCGACUAGUGCUGACUAUCAGCAAAUUACCAACUGUGCUGUGGCAGUAUACAUGAAAAAAAAACUUUCAGGGUUUCUCUUCAAAAUCACAUAUUUACGAUACCUGUACAAUGUUUGGUUCUUGUGCAAUAAAUAAUUGAAAGUGUUCCUGAACUUAAUGUACACACUGUAUUAUAAUGAUUAAUUUCUAGGAAUUCUUUAGUUGAAUAGAAUUCAUUGUUUUGUUCACAUUUUCCCUUCGAACCCACCGGCUGUUGCCACAAGGUAAUGUCGAAGCUCUCUCGUUACCUUAUUGACCUGCUUAUGCUUUUUCUUCAGCAGUUCUUCAGAGGUUGGGUGGAGGGAAAGAGGUGCCUCUCUUAACAGGGUCACACACUGCAUCCUAAGUCAUUCAUUGGCUUUAAAUGAAGUAGCACUGCCCCGCCAAGGGCCCUCCCUCUUUCUCCCUCUUUUCCCACACUUCUCUCUCUAGCGAGAAGUGCUGGCCUCACCAUUAUACUAGAGUUAUGUGUGCUGAGUGCACUUUGAUGUGAUGCCUAUCAAUGGACCACUGUACUGUAAUGACCUGGGCUACUCUUUGUGAUUGUAGCUUAUAUCUUUACAUUUACCAAACCUGGCCACUGUACCGAUGUCUGGCCAGUCAACUCGCUGCACUGUGGCUUCUCUUGCCAUGCACAAGGCUUUGAAUGUAUUCUUAUUUUGUCAAUAAUUUUAAUAUGAGACUUGACUUUUUUUCUGUGAACAUGACACAUUUAAUUAGUAGUACUGUAUGAGAUGAGUGUGGUAACUUAAUGAAGAAUUUUAUGCAUAAGUACUUACAGUUAUUAUUGACUAUAGUAAGUUUUGAGGAGGGCAAAUCCAACAACUGACAGUUUCUGGAAUCGUAUACAUGCUCAUCAAAUCUCGUGUUAAAUUUUUCCAGAUUUCCUGUGGCAUAUAUUAAAAGUUAUAUACGUAUAGGCUAGGGACUGUCAUUAUGCCAUGCUGAUACUACUAAUAAACAUCUGAUCACUUUUUUCUGUUGUCUGAAUAUGCAUUUAGCUCUUGUGAAUUACUCCAAAGCAAUAUUCCAUACUGCAGAUAGCGACAGAAGAAAACAAAUUAUGAUUGGAGGAUCAACUAUUUGCUCAUACUGUUUCAUAAUUUAUACAAUAAAAAUGUUCAUAAGCUAAUUUGCUGUGCAGAUAAUUGAUGUGUCCUUUCCAAGAGAGUUUUUUAUCUAUGACCAGCCACAGUAAUUUCACUGUUUCCUUUUCAGUUCCCUUGAGGUUAAAAAUUAUUUAUGCUGUUUUUGUCUGCUUAAAGUACAGUGUAUUGGCCUGACGUCAGUGACUAGGCAUUUGGAUCAUUUUUCUUUAGAAAUGCUCUCCUUAUUAGUGUUGUUAUGAAUGUAAAGUACAUUCUUAUUUGGUGUAUAAUUCAAAAAGUCGUUAUGUAGGCGUUGAGCAGGAAAGGUCCAAGAACAUAGUUUUGGGGUAUUCCUCUUUUUAUUGCAAGUAUAAUGUAAUGCUUGAAUAAAUCAAGUGAUUUAUCUUAAUUGUGAUGCUAUUCUUCACUUUUGAUCAUUAUGCCCUGUGAUGCUGAGUCAAAUGCUCCGCCAAAGUAAAUGUUCUGGGCAUGCAUAGCCUUUGUAGUCUUCUUCAUAAACAUUAUUUGCCAAAGCUUCAACUGUUUUUACAAUAAGACCUGAACCCAAACAGUUGUUUAUUUAAAAUUUUGUACCGUUCAGUAUAGCUCCAUAUCUAUUUAUGAAUGCAAUUUUCUAUUAUUUUGGAUAUGUCUGGUACUACUGAAAUGGGUUCAUAGUUAUUGGAGAGUUUUUAUUACAUAAGCUGUGUAAUGGUGAAGACAUUUUGGGAAAAUUCCUUCAUUUAGUACUCUGUUUGACAGUGAGAGAAGUGGCAUUUUGAUUUUCUUUGCUAUUUAUUUUAUAAUGGAAUUACUGAGACCAAAAUAGUUUUCUGUUUUGAAUUUCUUAGCUUGUUUAUCAAUUUGUAAAUAUCAUUUGAAGUGUUAUAACUCCAAUUAAAUUUCUCACUUCUUGUCCAUUUUGCACGAGUGAGCAGGGUAGAAUUAUUAAGUGUAGUAUCAUAGUGGGGUUACUAUUUUCACUAUUAAAAUUAUUAAUUUCCAUUUUAAUGACAUUCCAAGCUGCUUUACAUGUAGUUUUAGAAUUUAAAAUAUACUCAGCAUUUGCGUUGCACUUAGCAAUUUUGAUUUGGGAUCAGUAGAAUUUUCUCAUAUUUAUGUACUUUCCUUUGUUUCUGCCACUUUUAUGAUCUUAUCUUUCAGAAUGGUUAGUAGUAUCCUUAGUUUGUUAAGUUGUGGGAUGUGCAGUUUGUUCAUGUCAUACUGCUUUUGUAUAAUAUAGGUACUAUAUCAUUUUGUUGUAGUGGGGCAGUUAGUUCUUUUCUAUUAUGUGCAUAAUCUCUAUUUGGAAAACAGAAAAGCAUUUAUCAGAUGUUUUAGUGAUAUCCAUUACAUCAGACCAACACAACUUGUUUAACAUAUAGUUCACAGUAGAUUCUCAUAGACUUCCAUACCUCCCGCCGAACUUUCUGUUUUAACCCAUAGCUCUGGAAGAUCUACUAUUCCUAAUUCUGUGACAUCACAUUCAAGAGAGUCUGUGUGUACUCGACUAAUUAUGUUAUCAAGUCAAGAUGCAUUUAGUCUACUAGGCUUUUCAUUGAGACAGUAGUAAUUCGGUGACUUCAGAGAAUUGACCAUGUGAUUCACAGUUUUUAUCUUUACCUUAAUAUCUGUGUUUAAUAUCAACUGCAAUUAUAAUUUUUUGUUGCUUACAUUUGGACAGCUGUAAAAUUAAAGUAUUAAUUUUUUUGUAAAUACAAUCUCACAAAGAACUUGGAGUUCAAUAAACUGAGACAAUUACAAUGUUUUGUGUGUGCUUUCACCAUACUGGCUACUUUGAAUGCACGUUCAAGGCACAUAAGACUAAGGUUUGUUAUUGAGUUGUGUAAAUCAAGGUCACUUUUAAUGAAGCUUGAGACCCCACCAAGUAAAAUGUUUGUUCUGCAGUAGCUAGUAACUAGCAAGUAUCCAAUAGGAACACACGUCUGUUUCAGAGUCUUUCCUCCAUUCUUAAUUAUCACAUGUAACACUACAGUCAACAGUAUUGUAAUUCAUUGAUUUUACUUCUAAGAGACUGCACAUGUAUAUGAAGAAGGCGGAUAUUGUUAUUAGUACAGAAAGGUAUUUUGAGUUCACUGGUUCUUGCAUGGUUAUUUAUUUUCACUGGGUGACUUAGAGCAGCACAACUGUCUGAAUGAAUUAGUGUGCUGCAGUUUCCUCUUUACAUCAGUUCCAUCCCUCCUUCCUCUAAAACAUUGUUUCCUCCAUAUAAAAAAAGGGGGAGGUACAUAAGCAUGUCUUUUAGCACAAGGAAUUGUGUUGAAACAUUUCAUUCAUAACUUUGUUUAUCUCAUGACAAACAAAAUCUUUUCCCCUUGGUAAUUUUGAUGCCAUCAUAUGCAAUGUGCAAAUUUUUCUCUAGUCUACUAAUACCCAUUACAUUCCAUUUUGCAUAAAUGGAGUGUGUUUUUUCUAAUAAUAAGAUUUAUGAUUUUAUUACAUCAUCAUCAUCAUCAUCAUCAUCAUCAUCAUCAUCAUCUGGCACAACAGAACAUGUACAUGUACAUAUAGAAUAGCAGAUUAUAAAAAAUGACAUCAAUUCUGUGUAAAGCUGGCUUAACAGGUAACUGAACAUUAUGGACUACACACAGAUGCACUGAGUGCUGAAGAGGCACCUUACUGAAAGCCUGGCAUAAUGAUAAUACUUCUACUUUUAGAUGUAUGUAUAUGAUAUGCACCACAAAACUAUUGAGUUUUUAAAAGCAAUGGGAUAUCUUUAUGUCAGUUGGCCAGUGAUUCAAAAUGCCAUCCUUCCAUUUUACAGUACCAAACACAGGUACACAUGGUGUCUUGUAAGAUAGUUUUGUUUGAGCAUAAAGCAAUAACUAGGAAAAGGCCUUUUUUCCACUCCACUGCAGUUUCCAAUGCAAAAGUUUAAAGUAAAGUUUUAUAUGUUGCUGAAUGACUUUUUAAAUAAUAUACUUGCAAUCAUGCCAUGCAAAGGACUGUUUUUAAAGGUAUUAUAACAAAUAAGUUAGAAAAAACAUCACAAUCACUUUCAAUGGAAAACAAAAAGAAUAUUCCCAUUAUAAUACGUGAAGCAACUCUGCUUACUCAUUAUUCCAAACAAAUGCAGAUCUUUUUAGGAGAAUGAAAAUGAAUACAUAUGUGAUGUCCGUGUUGUUGAGUUAUGAUAAAGGAGCUUUUUUUACUGAUUAGUGCCAAAUUUCAGGUACACAUAGUACCCUGAAAAUGUGUGUAAUGAUUGUUUUUAAAUUUUCUGAAAUAAGGUAUCAUAAGUACACCAAUAUUACUUGCAAAUAAGCUGGUGUCAUUAAUUGGAAAAGCACAAAUUAAAGAGAUCUUAUAGAAAUCUCAUUAUAAAUAUUGUCAGCAUAGCACAAUGUCAUAUUUCUACAUUUUCUACUGCAGGCGCAUCAGUUUUAUAGACUCGUAGCUGAAUUUGGUGGUAGACAAAUGUAUAAAGUUGCAAAUUUCAAUGUUAUUAAGACAGCCUGCAUAUUAAGAGGUGCAUUGUAUGAAGUUAAAUGCAAAUAUUUGGCAUUUUGUCUCAAUAUUUAUUGUUACUGUUUACAAGUAUUUUAUAUGCUGCAUAUGUAAAUUUUUCUACCAGUUUAUAAGACAGUAAGAACUCUGAUUAUAUGAAUAAUUUUUUGUAUAAUUUGUGUAACUACUUACUGAUAUUGUGAUGGUAAGGGCCUAAAGAGCAAGCUGGCUUGUUCACUGUGAGAUUUCAUUUCAUAAGACAGUUCAUAGUAUUAAAAUAUCUGCUACUGUGAAAUAUAGAGCCAUAUUUUUGUGUCAGUGUUGUUGUUUUUUUUUUUAAUUUGUGCCAUUUGAUAGCCUUCUGUAACAUUUUCAUAGCAGGACAUUUAUUUGCAGAUUAGGCCAUGAAAUACCUUUAUUGUGCCACCGCUACUGUAUAUCCACACUGAAUGGAAAGGCAGUACAAAGUACUUUUAGCCAUUUUCCAUGGGUUAUAUUCCAUUAAACCUUACAAUUCUUUAUUGUGUUAUGUGAAUAUCUGCUAUAUAACUGUGCACCAUUAUUCUGAAUUACAAGCAUACUGGGCAUUAAACCCUCAUCUUACUACUAAUAAGUGUUUAAAUCUAUUUAGAAUUGUGUUAUCUUCAUUUUGGUGGUUAAAAAAUGUGCCUUAGCUAACUAGUACUAAGAUAGCCUUUUUUCAUAAUAUUGUAAUAAAAUUUGGAAUGGCUUAUACAGAUUGUCAUUUGAAAGCAACUAAUCUCAUCAUUAUAACAAUGAAAAUAAUCAGUUAUUGAUAAUAAAAAGUAAAUAGAUAGAUAAAAAAUCUACUCACCGAGUGGCAGCCAAGGAACACACACACACAAAAAGGGUUUAGCUUUUACAAGCUUCUGGCUGGAGGAGGAGCAGCCACUGGCUCCAAAAGCUUGUAAAAGUUAAACCCUUUUGUGGGUGCGCUCCCCUGCCGCCGCUAGGUGAGUAUACUUUUUAUGUAUGCAUUUACAUUAUACUGUCAAUAAUCUCAUCAUUAACCUUAAAUUCAUUCUUGCGGACCGACAUCAUAUGAACAUAACAGGGUGACAGUUAUUGCCACUUUCUCAUCUCUCUCUCUCUCUCUCUCUCUCUCUCUCUCUCUCUCUCUCUCUCUCCUUCUUCUUCUUCUUCUUCUUCUUCUUCUCUCUCUUUUUAAUAAACUGUUCAAGAACAUAACUUUUACUAAUAUUGUCUAAAAAAAUGACUAUGUUAAGAGCUUUCUGUCAUAUGCUGUUAAGAUGACAUUUUGUUUUUCUGUAUGAAUGAAAAGUGUAUCAACAGUUUCAGUGUAAUUAUUUACAGUUCAGUAAACAAAAGCAAUAAAAGACCAUCACUCACAGAUAGCUGAUUGAUGUGUGGCAUGGAAAAAACAACAGCACAAAAGUUACUAGCUUACGAGCUACUACCCUUUUUCCAGUUUAAGUACGUACACUCACAUGACCAACCAGACACACGCAAACACCCUACACCUCCCAUCUCCAAUCCCCUCCUCUGUGACAGUUUCACCAUGUCCUUGGAGAUGUGUACUUAAACUAGAAAAACAGUUGUACUUCAAAAGCUAGUAAUGUCUCCAUGCUAUUAUAUGGUUCUUUACACUAUGCAUCAGUUAGCUGUAAGUGAGUGGUUAUUAUCCUUAGUUUUUUUCUUCCAUCUUGUAGUAUCUGUAAUUGUAAUAUUCUUUAUACUUACUACAAUAAUGUUAUGUGCUUUCAAAUUGUGGAGCUGGCUACUCUACGUGUAUCAUGUGAAAACAUUAGACACAUGUUUUCAUGAUGUUAUUUACAUUUUGCAGUAAGGAAAUAAAACUGAUACAAUAUAAAAAAAUUUGACUAAGAGCAACAUUUGUACAUAAAAAAUAGGGACCAGGAAACCAAAUAUAAAUUGCUGGUAUAUAAAACGCAAUAAUCCAGAAUAUUUUUUCCAUUAUGUUAGUUGUUACAACAAACCAAAUUUUUUAUUGCGUGUUAAUUUCUGAAAAUUACUUCUUUUUGUAGCCAUAAGAGCAACAAUCAUAUUUGUUACAUGGAUAAGAAAGUAAACUACAAAUUACAGUACAAAAUUUUAGUCUGGCGUAAUUUUGGUAUAAGUGUAAGUGUAGUGAGAGAAAAUUAGAUUGAGGUUACUCUCCUUCAAUUUCAUUUUAUUUUUAUUGCAACUCUGAAAAUAGACAAAAGCUAUUCAAGUUGCUCACAUAUCCCUUAGUCUCCAUUCAUUAGUUUUAUUUUGAUUUUCCUGACUUUUUUAUGAAUCUAGCCACCAAAAAUUUCUUAAAGUUUGAAUCCUUCAUUUCAGUAUAACAGUCACUCAAAUUCUAAAUCUGUACACUGCCUGGUAGACAGACCUGUGAAUAAGUCACAUCCCAUACCCAUCCUUAAACUGUAAAACCGACAGUAAUAGCUAAUGGUUAAAUUCGGUAGUCACUGCUACACUUUUUUUUCCCUCAGUAUGAGUAUUUCAUUACACAUUUUGCAAUCCUCCCAUGCAUUUCUAUUGGAUAACCACACACAAAACCCAACCACUAUCUCAUUUACAUUUAUCUGCGCUUACUGUAAGGGAGGGCAUCUCCAGAGUGACGUGAUGUGUAGCAUGGAAUGCAGGUGACUUGACACCAGUAGUAGUGAUGCAGCAUUAGUCAUGUUUAUUUCAGGCGAAAAGGUGUACUGGCUUAAAUCAACUUAACUAACGUUAAGCAACUAAAGUCCAACAGGUGUUGUGUACAUCCUUAUUGUCAUACCAGUAUGAACUAACAUGGUGCUUUUGAGGUGUUUACGAAGUUGAAUAUGUACCCCACUUUCCUUAUAUUUACUAAUACCAACUCAACAAAUCUUGAAGAAAACAGUUUAUUUUUAUCAGGGAUUAUGGGAUCUACUGACCAUAUUGGUAGCUUUGACAGAAAGCAUGCCAGAGUUGAAGCUCCUGUUAAAUCUAGAUAAACAGUCUGUAAUCUUUUUAGUUGUCUUAGAUGCAGUUGGAUUAUUUUUAUCAGGUGGCAUUGAGGAGAAUAGCCACAACAAUGAUGAGAAUAAUGAUGAGAAUUAUGAAAAGAAAUGCCUUUGUAAAGAAUUGUUUGGCAGUGUGUGCCCAUCUUCAGAACCAAUACCUUUGCUAAAAUAAGACUGCAGAUUGAUUUUUCCGCACCUGAAAUGCCAUAUCCUUGUAGAUAAUUAACUAAUGAAAGGCAUAUUUAAUUACAGAUUAUCCUGGGUAAGAAGGUGUGUAGGUGCAUUAGUGUCAAAGUUCUGAGUAUUAGAUAAUCAGUAAAUUGUGACAUGAAUAAAACUGAUGUGAUAGUUUAAGCUAUUUCUUCCAUAAUUUUAAAUGGAUUCAUUUUGGUGUAUUCUGCCACACAAGCAGCACAGUGUAGGCCAUCCUAUUGAGAACUCAUGUCAAAAGACAGAAAAUCAGUAUAAACAGCACUAUGUAAAUGAGAAAUUGGCUCUGCAAUUUCUUUUUCAGCACUGAUCAGAUAUUACUUAAGAUCAAACAAAUCAGUAAAAAGAUUUGCAGACGUACUUCAUAUAAAACUACACUACAUCUUUCUAUUUAGUUCUGUUGGCUUUCUCUGUCAAAGAUAAAUUAAAUGAAUUAAAACUACUGUACAUGUCUGAUAUUUCAUCCACAAUACUUUCCCACACUUUAUCUUGGGCAUUCUUGCUGCUAUAUUCAGCACUGCUUUGAUCAUAAAUACAUGGAUGUUUAUCCACAAGAUCAUUUCUUAUUUUCCUGGACACAGACACAAUCCUGUAACCAAAGCAGAAACUUUCAUAAACUGUCUCCAGUACAAUAGUGGUGUGUGCCAAAAGUGGAAGAUGUCACUUUUCAUCUGGAAAUGAUGUGCCAUGUUGUACAGCUCAGCUAUGUCAUGUCAGAUCAACAGCUGCUACUCCAUUAGAAUGUUUUUGUUCCUUCUGAAGUCAUAAGUUAAAUGCAAGUCUCGUGCCAUGCCAUGAUCUGGGUCACUUGCCACAUCACUCCAGUGGGUGCCCUGCCUAAAGUAAGUUCUCAUUUACACCUCUCCCAUCUCUUCCUCAGCUUGAAUGUGCCCUAGAGUUCAAUACUUCUCCUAUAACAUGACAUUGAUUUUGCACAAGUAUUUAGAAUUUAUAACAUUUUCAAGUUAUGCUUAGUAGCCAUUUACAGCUAUCUAUUUGGGAGAAUGACAAUUAAAACUUCCAGUCAGAUUGCACUUCAUCAAAGAAGUCUCAAUUUGUGCAAUAAAUCAAUCGUAAUCAAAUAGAAGAGACUCUUGGUCCAUACUUUUUUCACCAGAUUAUUUGAUUUUGUUCUACAUAAAACUGUCCAGUGAAGUGGCCUUAUUAUAACCAGUUACACUUAAGAUCAUAUAGCAUAAGUAUAUUUAUAUGCUGCUCUUUUUGAAAUAACACUGUGAUAAUAAGUAACUCAGGAGCUAUGAAUUUUUAUAUAACUAGCCUAAAGCUUGCUAUGCAUUCCAGCACUCACUCUUUCUCUUGUUGAUUAUAUUUCUAAGAAUUACAACUCCUCCAAACUGUAAUUAUGUAAACAUUUCAAAUAAAUGGCAAGUCUGCAAAGAUA